AUGGCGGCAAUCAGGGGUUGCAUGUGCGUUUUUCUUUCCUUGAUAAACUGGAAGCUUUGUUUAGGAUUAUUCGAAGAUCAAGUUGGUCUCUUUGACUGGCGUCAAAGCUAUUUGGGCAAAGUGAAAUUUUCAUACUUUGAUGUUUCUACGCAGAGCAGUAAGCGAUUGUUUGUGGGCACGGAAUCUAAUGUUGUAGCAGCCUUAAAUUCAAGAACUGGUUCCAUUAUUUGGCGUCAGGUCUUGGAGGAAAGUGAAGGAGCUUUAGAUACGUUGCUUUAUCGGGAAAAUUUGCUUGUGAGUUCUUCAAGUAACGGAAAAUAUUUGCGAUCGUGGGACACCAGCAACGGAGCACUUUUGUGGGAAUCGCUUGCUAGAUCAGCAUCUUCGGUCAAAGAAGUAACUUCACCCUUUCAUGGAUGGAGCGGUCUAAGAACAGCUUUGGUAGAAGAUAAAGAGAACGACUUGGCUAUUUCACUGGCUUUCAAUAUGGUGAAAGCAUUCUCACUCCAAGAUGGCUCAGUAAAAUGGUCACAUGAUAGUAGCGGACAAACAGCUGACUAUUUCAAUUUUCAGCAUUCCAGUGGGCAUCUGUACCUCAUAGGGAUUCAAAAUGAUGUGGAUAUUGUAAUUAAAAAGUUAAGUGUUGAAACUGGUGAGGUGAAAGGAGAAAGACGAAUUGGAGCACCAUGGAUUGGCAAUGGUGCUAGCUGUACUUUUGUUAAGAGUUUGAAUUUGGUUUGUGCAGAAAUAUUUAGCAACAGUAUUCAUCUGAUUUCUGUCAGUGAUGAGUCUGCAACUGUGAAAACCUUAUCGUUAACUUCAUUAGGACUAGGAGUUGAAGAUCUGGCUGUUAGUAAACCCAGUUUACAUUCAUUUGGUUCAUUUUCAAACUCUUGGGAUGAACGAUCAGAAUUUCUUUUAAAGCUUUCAAAAACUCAACAACUUGUGUUAAAGUUAAAUAGUGAUAGAAGUCUGAAACUGUUGGCCAAAUUUACUGAACCCUCCCUACUUAGUGCAGCAGAACUUGGCAAUAAAGCUAUUUUGGCAUCAGUAACACCCAUCACAGAAGAAUCAUCAGAGAUUAAAUGCUAUGAUCUAGAUGACUGGAAACUGUUACAAGACAUGUCACAAAAAGUAGCAAUGGUUGACCGUGGUGAAGCAGCAGACGCACUGUUGUACUUGUUCAAUAAAAAAGAGAAUGAACUUGGUUACAGGGUUCUCCUUACCACCACAGACCAUGCAAUAUUACUGAUACAGUUUCCUGGGCGAAUCAUGUGGUCUCGAGAAGAAGCUCUUGCAGAUAUCACAGCUGUAGAGGUGGUUGAGCUACCAUUUUCACCCUCACAAGCGAAUUUUGAGACACUUCAGGAGGAGUUUGGGGCGCAUCCAAAUGGUAGAGCAUUAAAUACAAUUUUAGUGUGAAGGCUUAAUUUAUUGCAUUUAAAAUUUUGAUGUCCAUUAUGACUAAUAAGAGAGCCUGACAUGCCCUUAUAACACCAAUAUUUCACUUAUAAGAACUCUUUCCCCUUCUUGCUUUGUUGAUGAAAAUUGACAGUUUAUAAUAACUAACCAGCUUGGUUCCUCCCCCCCUGAUGCUAGUAUAUGCCCCACUUCUGUUGAAAAAUGUUCUUCCACACCCUUUUUAUUUGGUGAUCCUUUUGCUAAGAAUCAUAAUUUUGUUUUGCAGACGACAUUUUGUCCAUGUUUAUCCGCCGAAUCCGUGCCCAAGUUAAACAGUUCCAAGUUCUUGUAAAGCAAUUCCAAGCCUUUGUCAAAGCGCAACAAGAACAUGGCUUCUUUGCUGAGUCAACAGACAAUGAAGAAGAGCAACUGACAAGAGACCAGUUCAACCUGCGCAAAUUGAUUAUAAUCGUAACAUCUUCAGGAAAAAUCUUUGGUCUCAAUUCUGCAGAUGGAAGCAUCGUCUGGAAAUACUUUUUGCCUGCUCUUGCCCCUUUUUCUCAAAAUGAAAAGAAGUACUCUUUACUCUACACACAGCGAACUGUUGCUCACUUUCCUUUGACUGCACAGUGCAUAGUGCUUGGCAAAUCACGCACAUCUGAAGGAUCACUGAUACAUGUUUUCAACCCAAUUACUGGGAAACCAACUAGUCCUGGACAUCUCAAAGGAAACCAGCUUCCCUACAGGGUGGUACAGUCCAUGCUCCUUCCGCAUACUGGUAUGUAUUCUAGUUCCCUCCCCCACCCCCCUCCCACCCCCAUUUCACUUACUCAAAGUCUGAUGUGGUAAAAUCUGAGGAAUGUGUCUACUCCUGGUGAAUUUAUAAUUUUAUAAGCAACAUCAAGGAAUUGUAAUCUAUUUGUUCUCUUUUCAGAUGCUAAACAUACCAAAAUUCUGCUACUUCUUGACUCUUCUCUGAAUGUCCAUGUGUUUCCACGCACCACAGAUGCAAUUGAGAUUGUGUCUAAAGCAUCCUCAUCAAUCUUCUUCUUCUUGGCUGAUAAAGAGAAGAAUAAUUUGAAAGGAUACAUGCUUCUGUCGGAUACACAGAAAAAUGUCUUUCAUGUGAGAGACAUGUGGAAUGUUAACUUUCCUCAUUCACAGCAGACUAUUUCUAAUAUUGGUAAGUGCAACAAGCUGGAAGAAAUUAGUCAUUGACAGAACAUUAACACUUUCUCUCUUAAGAACAAAGGAAUCUCUCCUUUGAAUGAUCAUUCUGCAUUUUCAAGCAGGAAGGUGAUGUGAAAAACUAAAAGUAGCAACAAGGGGGUUGCAAAUGGUGCAGUGGUGAGAGUAGUGGUUAAACAAAUUCUCCUAACCAAUACCAGAAUAAAUGUAUAGAGAAGAGUAUUAAGAAUAUGCAGACUGAUGUUAGGAUGAAAAGGGUUAAAUCUUACCAAGUGCUCAGCUAAGUUUGCUCACGUCUUGUUAUUAGAAUCCACAGUAAUCCAAUUGCCUCUCAAACAUUAUGAAACAGAUAGGGCACCAAAAUAAGUCUAGUUCCACUGUGUUGAAUAAAAAUAUGCAUGCUUGAGACAAAGUUCAUUAUUUUAUGUUAUGUUAGCCCUUUCACUCCCAAGAUCUUGUUGGUAAUUCUCCUUACUAUCUGCCAUACAAUUCUUAUGAUGUUAGUUUAGAGAAUUUGGUAUUGGAUCAACUAAUAAUCUCAUCAUUGAUAUUUUUUGAAAAAUUCUCAUUGUCUACCUGCUUGAUAUCAUAUUGAUAUUGUGAGGAGAAAUUCUGUCUUGGUCACUUGUGGGAGUGAAAGGGGUAAAUAUAUUUUUUUAAGACUUUUGGGGGAGUAAUAACAGACAUUUAAAACUUGUUUAGAUAGGAAACUUUUGGUAAAACAAAAGGCAUUUUGAAAAGUGUUAAUUAUUAUCGUGUCAUACUCUAUGGUUGUCUGCCUUAUUCCUUGUGCUCUUUUAAAACAUUGUUUUUUUGUAUCAGCAUCAAAGAGUCCUCUGGAACAUGUUCAUUCACAAGGAAAAGUUCUUGGGGACAGAAGAGUGCUUUACAAGUACUUGAAUCCAAAUCUGAUUGCUGUUGGCACUGAAGUUACUCAGCAAUCUAAGCCAGGCAUUUCUAUUUACCUUAUUGAUGCUGUCACAGGUAUUAUAAUGAUAAUAACAAUGACAAUUUACAGUUUCUUGCUUCCCUCGUGUAACAGAGAGUGCAAGUACAUGUGUACCAGAGUAUCUUUAAGCCUUUCACCCCUAAGAAUGACUAGCAUCUAAUUUCUCCCAACAUUAUUACUCCUGAAUCACAUAUUAAGGCCAUGAGAAUAAAUGAAAUGAUCACCAACUAAAAAAGCUCUUGAUUGUUAAACAAAUUCUCCCUGUAAGUGUCUUAGGAAAUGUACAGAAAACAGUAUGGAGAAUAUGAACACCAAUGUUAGGGUGUAAAUGGUUGAAGAGUGCAAGACUGACAUUGCAAUAGUUGAUGGUCACUCAUUGGUCAAGCAUGUGGUAGCUAGUAGGUAUUGGAAAAAUUGUUUGAAACUCUAAAACCGUAGAAAUUUUCCCUUUCACAAAUUACUGCACAGCCUUGACAACAACACUGCUUGUUCCCAGAUUUCUUCCACUUAGAAUCACUCAUAGCAACCCUAGGGUUUUAGAUAAAAAAAAGGCAAUUACUUUUUUUUUCAAGCAAGGACCUACUGGUAGUCACAAUAUAAUUUGUAGAACUAGCUGGUCAUAAGAUAUUUUCUGAAGUAUGUUCACACUACUUAACUUUGUUAAACAAGCUUUAAUACUGAUGAAAAAUUGAACCUAAAAAUGACAUACUUUUGUUGAAGGACUGAUUAUAUUCCAUACGCGUCACAAGAGUGCCAAGGGUCCUAUCCAUAUGGUGCAUUCUGAAAACUGGUUGGUCUACUGUUUAUACAAUACCAAAUCCCGCAGAUAUGAGCUAACUGUGUUGGAGAUGUAUGAUGGAUACACAGAGAGAAACAGGUUAUAAUAGCCAUUUCAUUCCUUGGAUCAAGUUAGUAAUUCUCCCCUCUAGCUGCCACAGUUGUAAAUCAUUCUAGAGAUUUUGGUGUCAGUAUGAGAACACCCUCUAAUUGACAAGUUUCCUAUUCUCUCCUGUUUGCUGGAAAGUGUAUCUUAUUGUUACUUUCGGAAAUACGUUUCGCAAGACUUUAAAAAGAGUAACUAAAUUUCGUGAAAAUUGUCCAAGUACUGUUCUGUUUUAACGAAUACCGGUAGUUAGUCUCAGAACUGUCACAAUUGAUUUUGAUUUUCCAUGAAAAUACUUUCCAAUAACACAGAAAGACACCAUCUGAUAACAAAGCGAAAUUUGAAACUGAAAACAGUUUGACAUGUUCCUUUGUAAAAAAGUAGAGCUGUACAAGAAAACAUGACACCAUGUGUUUGCGUUUACAGCUGAAGGACAUUUGAUAAUAUGCCUGAGGUCAACAUACCUGUAUAGUGGCCGAGGUUUUUUUUUUUCUUUUUGCUUUUAUGGACCUUGACGAAGUCCAACGUAAUUACUUUCGAUACUCAUUUGAAAAUUGCUGCACGUAAAAGCAGAACCCAUCUAAACUAAUUCGUUUUAUUUCAGCACUGCUCUGUCGUCAUUCGAGCCUCCCCCCAUGCCAAUUAUACUCCAGCAGUCAUACAUAUUUCCAACAACAGUACGCACUGCCACUGUCACCAUAACAGAGCGAGGAAUCACUCAUAAAACUCUCCUGUUCGGGUUACAAACUGGAUACAUCUGGAGCCUACCCAAGAACUUUUUGGACCCGCGGAGAAAAUUUUUACCCACCCAACAGGACCGUGAAGAAGGAUUACAUCCUUAUAUUCCAGAGCUGACUGCGAAUCCAUUGGCUUUCAUUAACUACAACCAAACUGGCAAGUAUCUUAUGACGAAAAAAACUUUAAAGCGCUUUCCGUUUGAGGGUCAUAAAUCCAAAACCAAAGUAAUCGAGCAAACGGAAGUAACGGGGAUAGUUAUCCCCCCCCCCCACGGGGAUAAACAAGCAAACAAAGAUAGUUGCUUGCCCAGGGGAAUAAAGGAAGCAAACGGAGAUAAUUGUUCCCCCUACGAAAAUACAUAAGCAAACGGGGAUAGUUGCUCGCCCACGCGGAUAGGGGAAAAAACCCGAAUAGUUGUUCUCCCAAGUAAACAGCCUUCAUUGACAAUCAUUGAAGAGCUAAAACUUCUCUCUUACCAAGUUAGAACCGAAAGCUCCCGAGACGAAAUUUAUUUACAUCUUUACAAAUGUUCUGUUCCUUCUUUAGUUGCCAGUAUCAACGGUGUGUACACGGCCGGGUCGGGCCUUGAAUCUACUUGUCUGGUGUUUGCAUAUGGACUGGACCUUUACUGGACCAGAAUUACACCAUCCCGGAUGUUUGACGUCCUCAAGGAAGAUUUUGACUACUGGUUCAUUCUUGGCACGCUGGGAAUUUUGGUUCUUGUCACCAUUGUGUCUCAGAGACUUGCUUCGAUUAAAAUGCUGCGACAAGCGUGGCAAUGA
Messenger RNA from Pocillopora meandrina, 5941 nucleotides. NCBI's taxonomy places the organism in Eukaryota, Metazoa, Cnidaria, Anthozoa, Scleractinia, Pocilloporidae. The record is from the annotation of a GenBank genome assembly.